This is a messenger RNA of Auxenochlorella protothecoides, 471 nucleotides long. RefSeq lists its product as hypothetical. NCBI's taxonomy places the organism in Eukaryota, Viridiplantae, Chlorophyta, Trebouxiophyceae, Chlorellales, Chlorellaceae. The transcript has a single exon. Bases 1 to 471 code for a protein of 156 amino acids. The record is from RefSeq and is a predicted model, not a curated record.
AUGCCCGGUGCCUCCGACGCCCUGGUCACCGCCUUCCGGACCUGGAUCCAGAAAAUGGCUGGGGGCGGGCCCUUCGGAGCCCAGGACGAGGGCUGGCUGGCACGGGCGGGCCCCCGCCUGGGUCAAACCCAGCUGCUGGACCACUGGGAGUCGCACUGCUCGCGCUGCGAGAGCUGCCGCACCGCGGAGCAGCGCCUGAAGGUGGUCCGGGGGGUGGCGGCCGCGCUGGGCGCGCUGUGUGGCUUGGCCACGCUGGUGGUGGGCGGGCUGGCCUGCGUUGGGGCCAUCGACGGCAUCGUCUCCACCUUCUCCUCAACCUCCCUGGCCGCCGUGGCGGGGGUGACGGGCAUGUUCUGCGCCGCCAUGGGCCUCCUCGUGGCCUGGACCACCAACGUCCUGGGCAGGUUCCACCUGGGGCGGCACCCGCUGCCGCGCAACCUCGUCCCGGGCGAGUGGCAGGCGGCGGUCUGA